Penicillium psychrosexuale is the source of this 1140-nucleotide messenger RNA. RefSeq lists its product as uncharacterized. NCBI's taxonomy places the organism in Eukaryota, Fungi, Ascomycota, Eurotiomycetes, Eurotiales, Aspergillaceae. Bases 1 to 1140 code for a protein of 379 amino acids. The transcript is spliced from 2 exons. The record is from RefSeq and is a predicted model, not a curated record.
AUGUCAAGAGAUACCCAUCUCCCCUCGAACGAGACUCAAUGGAAUCAAUGGGCAGUUACGCACGAGGUCUCCAAUUCGACAAUCCACGAUGCCAUCCUCACCUCUGCAUCCACCAUCAGUGAGAAGCAGUACUUGUUGCUCCAGGUUCUCUGGACUAAAAAUAAAGGUCAAAAUAUCGAUCUGGAACAUUACGAACUGGAAAAAUGGAAAAUAAAAGCGGACAAGCUGCUUGCGACGUUCAAAUCCUGGACCGACUACCGGGCAAGUUUCCAAAGCGGCCCUAUCCUUCAAGGGACAUUUGCCCUGGCUAGAAUGUAUCAGACCCGGGCUGCAGUCUCCACCGAUGAAACCUUCCAAUCGAACGUGGCAAUCUCGCCCAUUGCAAAUCGUACACGAUCCAAGGCGGGUGAAUCCAAAAUGAGUGACUUAACGCAAAGACUUCAACAACUACCAUAUCCCCAAACCCCAUCGAAGUCAACUGGGACACUGCCAGACUACUCAGAUGAUGAGGAGACUCCGGAUACCAGGGAUGGGGACACUCCCUUUUAUUCUGCAGGGCCUAAGGAGAUUGCAUAUCUGAUGUAUCCUCGGACGAAGGAUGAGCAGAUUGUCAACACCGCCCUGGUUGACUUCUUAAAUGCGCUGAGCAUGCACUUCCCUCAGGCGAGCAACUGGACCUUGCACCGCAAAUCGUUCAAGGCAGUGUUCGAACAUGCCUCCUUUGAAGCACGAACCGAUGGGUAUCUUGAGGAUACAGGAUCAGGGAGGGUACGGGCAUUGAUUGAAGUAAAGCCAAUGUUAAGGAGGAAGAAGCUAAAUCCUAUUCGCAUGCAAGAGUCUGCGCAGAUGGUUGCAUGGAUAAAAUCAGAUCCUGAUCACACUGGCGCUUUGAACCUCCCGGGCCAUCGUCUUCACGUAUCCCAGGACCGUCACCAGAUAUUCAUCACUUUCGCGGAGUAUGCCGACAGUUACAUUCAAUAUCUCAACGAUAUGCUCCCUGAGAAAUCACCCCGCCCGUUCCUCACAAUGCAUGAAUUCGGACCCUGGAAUACAACGUCCAGACGUGAUAUGGAGGCAGUUGGUGGCAUUCUGUUAGCGAUUGCCUUGCGGGCGUAUUCCGAUGCCGAAAAGAGUGGCUGA